AUGUACAAAAAUGACAGCCAAAUUCAAGAAAUCAUUUUAUCUGGAUUUCCAGACCAACAACAUCUCCAAGGCUUAUCCUUCAUGGUGGUACUUCUCAUCUACUUAUUUAUAGUUUUUGGCAAUAUGCUGAUAUUACUCUUGAUCUUACUGGAGCCCAGUCUCCAAUUACCUAUGUACUUCUUCAUAGGGACUUUAUCCUGUAUAGAAAUCUGUUAUACAGCCGUUACUAUCCCUAAAAUGUUGGCCCAUCUUUUGGCCCAGAAGAAAAGGACAUCUUUCACUGAUUGCCUCUUACAAGCUUAUUUCCUGCAUGUGCUGGGAGUUGCUGAAUGUUACGUGCUCACACUAAUGGCCUAUGACCGCUAUCUGGCCAUCUGCAAGCCAUUACGAUACUCUACCAUUAUGACCUUUGGCUUCUUUAUAAAAUUAGUUAUUGUAUGUCUUCUGUGGUCAUUAUAUUCUCCAGUUGUGGAGACAAUUUUUAUCUCACAUCUUACUUUCUGUGGUCCAAAUCAAAUAGAGAAUGUUUUCUGUGAUUUUCCUCCUAUCAUUGAUUUAGCAUGUUCAGACACCAGAUUACUUAAAAUGGUGGAGUCUGCCCUCAGCUCUUUGAUCAUGCUAAAUUUUUUGUGUGUUCUCCUUUCUUAUGUGAAGAUUGUAUUCAAUAUUCUGAAGAUUAAGUCUAAGGGUGGUCGCCAGAAGGCCUUCUCUACAUGUGGAGCUCAUCUUACUUUUGUUGUGUUAUUUUUUGGCAGCAUUGGUUUCAUGUAUAUACGUAUAGCUAAGUCCUAUUCCCCAGCCUACAACCGGUCUGUAGGUGUCACCUUUGCUAUCAUUGUACCUUUAGCUAACCCUGUCAUAUAUGGCUUGAGAAACCAGGAAAUAAAAAAAGCUUUUAAAAAACGUUUGAUUUGCUUGAAAUACAGUUGA
Messenger RNA from Bufo bufo (common toad), 930 nucleotides. Its product is annotated as olfactory receptor 6N1-like. Gene Ontology annotation, biological process: G protein-coupled receptor signaling pathway. The record is from RefSeq and is a predicted model, not a curated record. The transcript has a single exon. Lineage: Eukaryota; Metazoa; Chordata; Amphibia; Anura; Bufonidae. Gene Ontology annotation, molecular function: G protein-coupled receptor activity; olfactory receptor activity. The coding region runs from base 1 to 930 and encodes 309 amino acids. Gene Ontology annotation, cellular component: membrane.